AUGAACGGGCGCCGGACUCACGACACGGAGGAGAGGAGAGAGGCGCAGGGGUGUGGGCAGGUGGAGAGAGUGGGAGUGGCAGAGUACUACCCGAGUUUUCGUGAAGACUGGGCGACAUCAGAGAGAGAAGAGUGCAGUUUUGUGGAGGAGGACUAUGGGGAGCUGGGAGAGGACCCCACGCAACAGUCCAACCAGGUUUUGCUCAUCUACAUUCUGCACGUCCUGCUGCGCUCAGUUAUGGAGAUCACCUUCCUGAUUGGACAGUACUUCCUCUUCGGUUUUGAGGUUCCUCAUCUGUUCCGCUGCGAGACUUACCCCUGCCCGACCCGCACAGACUGCUUCGUGUCCCGUGCCACGGAGAAAACCAUCUUCCUCAACUUCAUGUUCAGCAUCAGUCUGGGUUGUUUCGUGCUGAACGUGGCGGAGUUGCAUUAUUUAGGCUGGGUUUACAUCUUCAGGGUCCUGUGCUCGGCCUGUUCCACCUGCUGCUGCCACGAGCGGGACGAGCUGCACCUCUACGCGGGCCACAAUCCGCUAACGUUGCAGAUGAAGCAUUCUCUAAGGGGCCAGCUGGUGCUCCAGGCUCCAGCCCUGGUGCCGGAUAAGAGCAUGUUAAGCCACGCCCCCGCCAUCUCCUUCCAGACCGACUCGACCGUGGAGUGCACGUCCAAAAGAAGCCCAGAGAGACGGGACAAAAUGAAGCUGAACAACAUGGCCCGCACUGGACGGACUAAAAAGUCAUGGCUCUGA
Knipowitschia caucasica is the source of this 750-nucleotide messenger RNA. The record is from the annotation of a GenBank genome assembly. NCBI's taxonomy places the organism in Eukaryota, Metazoa, Chordata, Actinopteri, Gobiiformes, Gobiidae.